Oreochromis niloticus (Nile tilapia) is the source of this 3875-nucleotide messenger RNA. RefSeq names its product protein NLRC3-like. The record is from RefSeq and is a predicted model, not a curated record. NCBI's taxonomy places the organism in Eukaryota, Metazoa, Chordata, Actinopteri, Cichliformes, Cichlidae. Gene Ontology annotation, molecular function: protein binding.
CCCUCCCUCUAAAAGCACUCUGUGUGGGGAACAUGAGAGCCAGACCAAAGCUCAGAGCCCAGAGCUGUGGGGCGUACCAGGCUCAGCUGGACAUAACCCUAAAACUAAUCCAGAACCUGGACCUGAACCCAGCUGUGUUUCCUUAAAGAGCAACGAGUCGAAGGAUUUUGGUGUAAACUUUAACAAAAAACUGUUAUGUGACAAAGAGAUCAAUAAGAGGCCAGAAUCUCCUGGACCUGAACCCAGCUGUGUUUCCUUAAAGAGCAACGAGUCGAAGAGUAUUGAUUUAAACUUUAAAGGAUGUUCUUCUGCUGCUGAGAGAGUGGAGCAGGAGAGAGCCGAGGUUUCCACUGGUCAGUCUGCACAGCAACAUCAAACACACCUGGACUCUGUGGUUACGCGGCUGGAGGACAACAUCACCAUGUUUGUGAAGAACGAGCUGAAGAAGAUCCAGAAGCUUCUGAGUCCAGAUCACCCAGAAACUUUAAAGAGCCAGAUGGAGGAUGAGGAGAUGUUUGAAGGUGAGGAUGAAGAUGAAAGAAAGAGCUGCAGAGAAGCAUUUCUGAAGAUCACACUCCACUUCUUGAGGAGACUUAAGCAGCAUGAGAUGGCUGACCAUCUGCAGAGCAAAAUAUUUGCUCGACUCUGUAAACGUGAACUUAAAGCCCAACUGAAGCAGAAGUUCCAGUGUGUGUUUGAGGGCAUCGCUAAAGCAGGAAGCCCAACCCUUCUGAAUCAGAUCUACACAGAGCUCUACAUCACAGAGGGAGGGACUGCAGAGGUCAAUGAUGAACAUGAGGUCAGACAGAUUGAAACAGCAUCCAGGAAACCAGACAGACCAGAAACAACCAUCAGACAAGAAGACAUCUUUAAAGCCUCACCUGGAAGAGACGAACCAAUCAGAACAGUGCUGACAAAGGGAGUGGCUGGCAUUGGGAAAACAGUCUUAACACAGAAAUACAGCCUGGACUGGGCUGAAGACAAAGCCAACCAGGACAUCCAGUUCAUAUUUCCAUUCACUUUCAGAGAGCUGAAUGUGCUGAAAGAGGAAAAGUUCAGCUUGGUGGGACUUGUUCAUCACUUCUUUAAUCAAACUAACCAAUCAGGAAUCUGCAGGCUUGAAGACUUCCAGGUUGUAUUCAUACUUGAUGGUCUGGAUGAGUGUCGACUUAAUUUGGACUUCAACAAAACUAAAAUCCUGACUGAAACCACAAAGUCCACCUCAUUGGAUGAGCUGCUGACAAACCUCAUCAGAGGGAACCUGCUCCCUUCUGCUCGCCUUUGGAUAACAACACGACCUGCAGCAGCCAAUCAGAUCCCUCCUCAGUGUGUCGACAUGGUGACAGAGGUCAGAGGGUUCACUGACCCACAGAAGGAGGAGUACUUCAGGAAGAGAUUCAGAGAUGAGGAGCAGGCCAGAAGGAUCAUCUCCCACAUCAAGAAAGCUCGAAGCCUCCACAUCAUGUGCCACAUCCCAGUCUUCUGCUGGAUCACUGCUACAGUUCUGGAGGAUGUGCUGGAAACCAGAGAGGGAGGACAGCUGCCCAAGACCCUGACUGAGAUGUACAUCCACUUCCUGGUGGUUCAGGCCAAAGUGAAGAAGGUCAAGUAUGAUGGAGGAGCUGAGACAGAUCCACACUGGAGUCCAGAGAGCAGGAAGAUGAUGGAGUCUCUGGGAAAACUGGCUUUUGAUCAGCUGCAGAAAGGAAACCUGAUCUUCUAUGAAUCAAACCUGACAGAGUGUGGCAUCGAUAUCAGAGCAGCCUCAGUGUACUCAGGAGUGUUCACACAGGUCUUUAAAGAGGAGAGAGGACUGUACCAGGACAAGGUGUUCUGCUUCAUCCAUCUGAGUGUUCAGGAGUUUCUGGCUGCUCUUCAUGUCCACCUGACCUUCAUCAACUCUGAACUCAAUCAGCUGGAAGAACAACAAACAACGUCCAUGUGGUCUAAAUUAUUUGAUAAACCAAAACUCCAAUCUCUCCACCAGAGUGCUGUGAACAAGGCCUUACAGAGUCCAAAUGGACACCUGGACUUGUUCCUCCGCUUCCUCCUGGGUCUUUCACUGCAGACCAAUCAGACUCUCCUACGAGGUCUGCUGACACAGACAGGAAGUAGCUCACAGACCAAUCAGGAAACAGUCCAGUACAUCAAGGAGAAGCUCAGUGAGAAUCUGUCUGCAGAGAAAAGCAUCAAUCUGUUCCACUGUCUGAAUGAACUGAAUGAUCGUUCUCUAGUGGAGGAGAUCCAACAGUCCCUGAGAUCAGGACGUCUCUCCACAGAUAAACUGUCUCCUGCUCAGUGGUCAGCUCUGGUCUUCAUCUUACUGUCAUCAGAAAAAGAUCUGGAUGUGUUUGACCUGCAGAAAUACUCUGCUUCAGAGGAGGCUCUUCUGAGGCUGCUGCCAGUGGUCAAAGCCUCUAAAACAGCUCUAUCGAGUGUCUGUAAUCUCUCAGAGGGAAGCUGUGAAACUCUGUCUUCACUACUCAGCUCCCAGCCCUCUAGUUUGAGACAGCUUGACCUGAGUAACAAUGACCUGAAGGACUCUGGAGUGAAAGUUUUGUCUUCUGGACUGAAAAGUCCAUAUUGUGAACUGGAAACACUCAGAUUGAGUGUCUGUAAUCUCUCAGAGAGAAGCUGUGAAACUCUGUCUUCACUACUCAGCUCCCAGCCCUGUAGUUUGAGACAGCUUGACCUGAGUAACAAUGACCUGAAGGACUCUGAAGUUUUCUCUUCUGGACUGAAAAGUCCAUAUUGUGAACUGGAAACACUCAGGCUGUCAGGCUGCCUGGUCACAGAGGAAGGUUGCAAGUCUCUGGUCUCAGCUUUUAGCUCCAGUUCUUCCCAUCUGAAAGAGCUGGACCUGAGCUACAAUAACCCAGGAGAGGCAGGCGUGAAGAUGCUUGAGCAGCUAAGACUGGACACUCUGAGGGUGGAGCCUGCUGGAGUCCGAUGGUUGGGACCAGGUCCAUACUUCAAAAUGAGGAGGACAUGCUACAACAAAACAGACUGGGUGAAUGUGAGACUUCGAGGAGGAGUACUGACACAUCCAUUUCAACGGGAAUGUUCUAGCUGCGGGGUAAUGGUCAUCAUGAUGGCCAAAGCAGUAAUGGAAGCAUUCCCAAAUAAACCAGAAAUGACAUUUUUGAUGACAAAAAAAGAGAUGGCCCAGGCACGAAGGACAUUUGCACAGACAAUACUUGAGGCCUCCGUAUUUGACAGUGACAACAACUGUGCCAUGUGUGCAACGGAGAAACCACCCAAUCCAGGACCCUCCAUCACUGACUGGAUCCAGUGUGAUAACUGCAACUGCUGGUUCCAUUCUGAAUGGCUGGACAUGACAAAUGAACAGCUCAGCAGCGCUCAGAAGACAGAGUGGAAGUGUGUGCUUUGUGUAACCUAAUUCCACAUGCAGUGAAAGCUACUAGAAUAAUCUGCUUAUAGUUAUUAUUGGUGUUUUGAGGAACACAUGUGUAAAACACAAUAUGUAUAACAUUCUUGCUUUGUGCACCUACUUUAAGUAUUUCCUUUUUGAUUUUUUUGAGUUGAUUUGUGUGAUGACAGAUAAUGAAUAACAAUAUAUCAAAACUGUGUAGUAGUAAUAUGAGACAUCAGUAAUCUGAGAAAUGUAAUUUCUCACCCCAACCAGUCGCGGCAGAUGGCCCCGCCCCUCCCUGAGCCUGGUUCUGCCGGAGGUUUCUUCCUGUUAAAAGGGAGUUUUUCCUUCCCACUGUCGCCAAAGUGCUUGCUCAUAGGGUUCAUAUGAUUGUUGGGUGUUUCUCUGUAUGUAUUAUUGUAAGGUUUAACUUAUUAUGUAAAGUGCCUUAAGGUGACAACUGUUGUGAUUAAGCGCUGAAUAAAUAAUGUCUAAAACUAAA